AUGCCCUCGCCUCUUCGGAGCACCCGUUGCCCCCUGGGAGUUGUGGUUUCAGAGUCCUUCUGGCGCGCGGCCCUUCACAGCCGCCGUAGCCGUGGAACCCCACUCCGGGCGGGCCCGGCGAGAGGCGCAGGCGCUGACUGUAGAGCGCGGCGCCGGGCGCAGGCGCGGCGAGAGCGUGCGGGCGGCAUGUCGGCUGUCCGCUGGGGCCAUGGCGCGGCGGGGCUCGGGCGGGCGCUGUGGCCGGCGGGCCGCUACGGGCCCCCGGGCCAGGAAGGGGCCCUGGGUGGCCGCUGGGGCCGCAGAAGGAGCUCCUCCGCCAGCCCUUGUGAGCAGGAGCAAGACCGUCGGAAGGACUGGGGCCACGCGGAGCUGCUGGAGGUUCUCGAGGCACGUGUGCGCCAGCUGCAGGCUGAGUGUGUGUCAGAGGUAACCGUCAAGAGGGUGGGCUUGGCUCGAUGCUCAGAGGCUGGUGGCUUUCAGCCCUCCAGAGAGGUCCUGGAGGCGGCCCCAAGCUCUGCCCCAAGACUCAGCAGGCCUUGGGUGGACAGACUGCAGAAGGACAAGCAGAUCAUGCAGAGGCGCCAACAGAGGCUGGAGGCAAAGCUGCCAAAGCUGCAGGCACGCUACCUGAAGGCUUUCAAGCGGCCACUGCGCCUGGAGCCACAGCUGCUGGAUGAGCAGCUGGCAACCCGCCUGCAGAGCCAUGAGCUGGGGCCACCUGGGAGCCCCUGGGAGGAUCUGCUGGCCCGGCUGCUUCAGGAGGUCCCUGGGCGGCUGGGCCGCCAGGCAGAGGAGGCCCGCCUCAGGGCCAUCUCAGCACAGCUCAGGAGCCAGCAGCAGAGGAUACUGGCCUUCCUCGAGUGCUGCCUGCUCACAGGCCACCUGCCUCUGGCCCACCACGUGCUGGUCACUUACCAUAGCCGGCCCCAGCAGCAGCUCCAGCUCACGCUGGCCAUGUACAACACCGUCAUGCUUGGCUGGGCUCGUAAGGGCUCCUUCAAAGAGCUGGUUUACGUGUUCUUCAUGGUGAAAGAUGCUGGUCUUGCCCCAGACCUGCUGUCCUAUGCAGCUGCUCUACAGUGCAUGGGACGGCUGGACCACAAAGCCAGCACCAUCCAAAGGUGUCUGGAGCAGAUGGCCCAGGACGGGCUGCAGCUGCAGGACCUCUUCACGAGCCUGCCGCUUUGCAAGGAGGAGCAGGCCAUGCUCCUGAGGGCUGUGCGCAAGGCCAGGCCCAAGUUCAGGCCUCUGCCGCCCGGGCUGCAGACCCAGGCCAACACCUCACCACUGCUCAGGGAGAUCUACGAGGACCACCCUGUGCCCUUCCCAAAGCUGCCCCUGCCCCUGAAGAAGCUGGAGAGCCUCUUCAGCGAGCAGCUGCGCCUGGAGACGGCCACCACCAUCACCGUGCAGUCCGUGGAGAAGGCCCCGAAGCUGACCAGGGCGGUCCUGCAUGCGCGGAGGGCCCUGUGGAGGCUGCGCGCCCAGUGGCAGGAGACGCUGUGCCAGGCGCUGCAGGAGACCAGGGCCAAUGAGGCCCACGCCGCCUAUGAGUGCCGCCCCUCAGUCUACCCAUUCCUGUGCCUUCUCACUGACAAGGAGUGGGCGCAGCUGAUGCUGCAGGCCCUGCAGGCGCUGCCCCCGCACGGAUUGCCGCUUCUGUACAUGGCCCAGCAGCUGGGCCUCCGUGCCUUCAACCAGUACACGGUACAGAGGAAGCUGCAGGGCGACCAGAUGCGUGGGCUGGAGCGGCGCUACUCUGAGUACCUGCACCUGUUGGCGUGCGACACCGAGGUGGCGGCGCCCUGCCUGCCACGGCAGCACUGGGAGUCUCUUGGCUCGCCUGAGGGGCCCCCAGAGCAGCCCUGGCCCCUGCCCGUGGUGGUGCAGCUGGGCAAGCAGCUGGCAGAGAUGAUGGUGCGGGCCUUGGAGAUGCCCAGCUGCCUGGCGUCCCCCCGGGGCUCCCAGGUCCCCAUCCGGCUGCUCUACCACGUGUAUUCUUUCCGCAGCUUCCGCCAGAUCGGGAUCGUGAAGCCACACCCGGCCUAUGUGCAGCUGCUGGAAAAGGCCGCGGAGAACAGGCUUACCUUCCAGGCGGCGGAUGUGCCCAUGCUCUGCCCCCCGCUGCCCUGGACAUCGCCGCACUCGGGCGCCUUCCUGCUGAGCCCCACCAAGCUGAUGCGUGCGGUGGACGGCACCGUGCAGCACCAGCGCCUGCUGGAGAGCUGCCCGCCCGCUGAGCUGCACGGCGCCCUGGAUGCCCUCACCCAGCUGGGCAACUGUGCCUGGCGCGUCAACGGGAAGGUGCUGGACCUCGUCCUGAAGCUCUUCGCCGCCAAGGGCUGCCCCCGCCUGGGCGUGCCGGCUCCUACCUCUGAGGCUCCCCGGCCUCCUGAGACCCGCCUGCCCCUCGGUGCCCCGCCCGCCUCCAAGGCCCGGCUGCGGCGGGAGCUGAUCCGCUGCCUGAAGGUGUCUCGAGAGAUGCACAGCCUGCGGGUGGAGGCACUGUACCGCCUCUCACUGGCCCAGCACCUGAGGCACCGCGUCUUCUGGCUGCCGCACAACAUGGACUUCCGCGGCCGCGCCUACCCCUGCCCGCCCCACUUUAACCACCUGGGCAGCGACCUGGCACGUGCACUGCUGGAAUUCGCCCAGGGCCGGCCACUGGGCCCUCACGGCCUCAACUGGCUCAAGAUCCACUUGAUCAACCUCACCGGGUUCAAGAAGCGGGAGCCUCUGCGGGCACGGCUGGCCUUCGCGGACGAGAGGAUGGACGACAUCCUGGACGCGGCCGACCGGCCCAUGACGGGUCGGAAGUGGUGGAUGGAGGCAGACGAGCCUUGGCAAGCCCUGGCCUGCUGCAUGGAGAUCACGCAAGCUGUGCGUGCCCCCGACCCCACCGCCCAUGUCUCCCACUUCCCUGUCCACCAGGACGGCUCCUGUAAUGGCCUGCAGCACUACACCGCCCUGGGCCGGGACACCAUCGGGGCUGCCUCUGUCAACUUGUUGCCCUCAGACUUGCCACAGGAUGUGUACAGCGGGGUGGCUGCACAGGUGGAGGUGUUCCGCAGGCAGGAUGCCAGGCGGGGCCUGCAGGUGGCCCAGGUGCUUGAGGGCUUCAUCAGCCGCAAGGUGGUCAAGCAGACGGUGAUGACCGUGGUGUACGGGGUUACCCGCUAUGGGGGCCGCCUGCAGAUCGAGAAGCGGCUGCGGGAGCUCAGAGGCUUCCCCCAGGAGUUCGUGUGGGAAGCCUCUCACUACCUGGUGCGCCAGGUGUUCCACAGCCUCCAGGAGAUGUUCUCGGGCACUCGGGCCAUCCAGCGCUGGCUGACUGAGAGCGCCCGGCUCAUCGCCCGCUCUGGCUCAGCUGUGGAGUGGAUCACGCCCCUGGGCAUCCCCAUCAUCCAGCCCUACCAUCGAGACUGCAGGUACAAGGUCGUGGGCGGCAGCAUGCAGAGCCUCACCUACAGCAGCAGCAGUGACAGCUGCCAGAAGCCCAACGCGCUGAAGCAAAAGAAUGGCUUCCCCCCCAACUUCAUCCACUCUUUGGAUUCAUCACACAUGAUGCUCACAGCCCUGCACUGCUACAGGAAGGGCCUGACCUUUGUCUCCGUCCACGAUUGCUUCUGGACACAUGCAGCUGACGUGGCUGUCAUGAACCAGGUGUGCCGUGAGCAGUUCGUGCACCUCCACAGCCAGCCCAUCCUGCAGGACCUGUCCAGGUUCCUGGUGAGGCGCUUCUCCGAGCACAGGUCCCGGAAUCAGUCAAAGAACAUCUGGCUCACCAAGUUGGUGGACACACUGCAGUCGGUGCCCAAGACAGGGGAUUUCGACCUGGAGCAGGUGAAGCAAUCAACCUACUUCUUCAGCUGAAGCCCGCGCUGCCCUGUGCCAGUGUAAAUAAAGCUGUGUUGCCACCGGCG
This is a messenger RNA of Manis pentadactyla (Chinese pangolin), 3923 nucleotides long. It is a transcript of the gene POLRMT, whose product is annotated as RNA polymerase mitochondrial. The transcript has 21 exons. Gene Ontology annotation, biological process: mitochondrial transcription. Gene Ontology annotation, cellular component: mitochondrial DNA-directed RNA polymerase complex. The coding region runs from base 1 to 3873 and encodes 1290 amino acids. Gene Ontology annotation, molecular function: DNA-directed RNA polymerase activity; mitochondrial promoter sequence-specific DNA binding; protein binding. The record is from RefSeq and is a predicted model, not a curated record. Lineage: Eukaryota; Metazoa; Chordata; Mammalia; Pholidota; Manidae.